Molecule: messenger RNA, 1442 nt
Organism: Dermatophagoides farinae (American house dust mite)
Lineage: Eukaryota; Metazoa; Arthropoda; Arachnida; Sarcoptiformes; Pyroglyphidae
Source: RefSeq, a predicted model, not a curated record
UUUUUUUCCGUUUUAAACAGUUUUUUUUCAUUCAUUGAUAUAAACAUCUAGUUCAAACAACAACAACCACAACUACGACCAAUCGAUUCGAUCCGCAUUCGGGCAUUGACUAUUCUUCUUCUUCUUCUUCUUCUUUUUCGUCUUCAUAAAGAUUGAGUUCAAAUUUUGAACCAGAAAACCAGUUUAUUGUAAUUGUGAUUAGAAAACUUUUUCAAUUUGCAGCUAUAUAACCAUUCAGGUCAUUUUAUUAUUCCAAACGAUGGCGUCAUUUUGGUUAUUAUUGAAUUUAUUAAUUUUUCUACAAUUAAUUGAUGAAAAUUGUGGACAAUUUAAUCAACCGAAUGGUAGAUCUAUACGAAAUCGUAAUCCAAUCACAACGGUUACAUCUUUAUUUCGGCAAAUGACCCAAGGUGAAAGCCAAGCUGGCCAGAAAUUAAAACAAUGGGCUUUAUUGAAUAAUGAUGAUAUGCAAAGGUUCAAUCAAACAUUGGAACGAAUCCUGGUACCAAGAGUUGCCGAUACUCCUAGUCAUGCUAUUGUUAAAAAUUUUAUUGUUGAUUAUCUGAAUAAUCUAGAAUGGCUGGUGGAACAAGAUGAAUUUGAAACAAAUACACCGAUUGGAAGGAAAAAAUUCACAAAUAUUGUGGCCACUUUGAAUCCACAAGCUUGUAAACGAAUAGUAUUGGCUUGUCAUUAUGAUUCGAAAUAUUUUGCUGAUUUCGAUUUUCUUGGUGCAACCGAUUCAGCUGUACCUUGUACAAUGAUUUUGGAAUUGAUUCGUAAACUGAACAAGGAGUUGAAACGACAUAAAUCUUUGAAUGAUGAUGUCACACUGCAAGUGAUUAUGUUUGAUGGUGAAGAAGCAUUCCAUCGUUGGUCGCAAGAUGAUUCCCUUUAUGGAUCACGACAUCUGGCUGCACGUUUGAAUUCACUAUCUUCUCGAUCCAAUUUAUGUCCAAGAGGUGUUGAUACCGAAUUGGAUCGAAUACAAGUAUUAAUUCUAUUGGAUUUGAUCGGCGAAUCAAGUCCACGGUUUUGUUCAUUUUAUCGUUCUACACAAAAAAUGUUUGAUCAUUUAGAAAGAAUUGAACGAAAAUUGAAUCGUAUGAAAUUGUUGGAAACACGUCGAUCAAGUGGUACAAAUUAUUUUUCCCGAUGUUCAUUUUCUACAUCCGAAAUUGAAGAUGAUCAUGUUCCGUUUCAAAAAUUGGGCGUCAAAAUUCUACAUAUCAUUUCGACACCAUUCCCAUUGAAUUGGCAUCUAGAAGGUGAUGAUGGUCGUAAUCUUCAUCAUCCUACCAUUAAUAAUCUUAUGAAAAUAUUUCAAAUCUUUAUUUUGGAAGAAUUGAAAUUAAUAUGAAAACCAAAAUAAAAAACACACACCCACAUACACACGAAAUCAAUGCAUAAUUCAAAUCAGUAAAAAUCAUUCAUUCCAUUCA